Molecule: messenger RNA, 873 nt
Organism: Pochonia chlamydosporia 170
Lineage: Eukaryota; Fungi; Ascomycota; Sordariomycetes; Hypocreales; Clavicipitaceae
Product: oxidoreductase, short chain dehydrogenase/reductase family
Exons: 1
Coding region: 1-873 (290 amino acids)
Cellular component (GO): cytosol
Molecular function (GO): oxidoreductase activity
Source: RefSeq, a predicted model, not a curated record
AUGCCUCCUCACCCCGAUCCAGCCGCGCAGAAAUUCACUGCCACAAGCCACCACGAUACAUAUCCGUCCAUCUCCAAGUCCGAUCACACCGGCAGGACAGUCUUCAUCACUGGCGCAUCAAAAGGAAUUGGUCGCGCAACUGCCAUCUCAUUUGCGAGAGCCGGCGCGGCAAACAUCAUCGUCGGAGCACGUUCAAACCUCGACCAGCUCGAGAGAGAUAUCCAGGAAGCGGCGUCAUCAGCAAACCACUCAACCAGAGUGAUCAAGCUUUCGCUAGAUGUCACGUCUGAAAAAGAGGUUGAUGCCGCGUUUGAAGUUGUGAAACAGCACGUCUCAUCUAUUGACAUCCUCAUCAACAAUGCGGGAUACCUAGAAGAGUUCAAGCCAGUUGCCGAAUCGAACAGAUCAGAGUGGUGGAAAACGUGGGAAGUCAACAUAAAGGGUCUUUACCUCGUCACUCAAACCUUCCUACCUCUCGUACUGAAAAGCGAUGCCAAAACUCUCAUCAAUGUGAGUUCCAUUGGUGCACUGCGAAACCGCUUCGGAGCAUCAAGUUACCAGACUACAAAAUCGGCCGUGCUUCGUAUAACGGAGUUUUUGGACCUGGAGUAUAAGGACCAAGGGCUUCUUGCGUUUGCCAUUCAUCCAGGAGGCGUGCCUACUGAGUUGGCGCUGGGGAUGCCCAAAGAUUCGCAUGGGGUGCUUAUUGAUACGCCUGAGUUGGCGGCGGAUACGGUUAGUUGGUUGACGCAGGAGAGGAGGGAAUGGAUUGCGGGGAGGUAUGUGAGUGUGUGCUGGGAUAUGAAUGAGUUUGUGGGAAAGAAGGAUGAGAUUGUUGAGGGGGAUAAGCUGAAGAUGAGAAUUGUCAUUUAA